Messenger RNA from Populus euphratica (Euphrates poplar), 4892 nucleotides. RefSeq names its product protein TIME FOR COFFEE-like. The record is from RefSeq and is a predicted model, not a curated record. The transcript has 12 exons. Gene Ontology annotation, cellular component: nucleus. Gene Ontology annotation, biological process: regulation of circadian rhythm. The coding region runs from base 284 to 4120 and encodes 1278 amino acids. NCBI's taxonomy places the organism in Eukaryota, Viridiplantae, Streptophyta, Magnoliopsida, Malpighiales, Salicaceae.
GGGAUGAGAUUUAUACAAGUGCCCAAAAAAGAACAACCAGGUGAAAGUAAAAAACGAGAGAAGGUCAGUCAGCCAAAGCCGCAGAAGAGAAGAGAAACAGGGAAACUUUGAGAGAGAGAGAGCAUUAAUUCAUUUUCUGAUAAGGGGCUCCUUGUUUGUUUCUCUUCCGGAUAACAUACAUUUGUAGAAAUCUUAAAUUUUUCCUUCUUUUUGUCGCCGCCGAUUAUGGUGAAUUUCCGGUAGCUGCUAGAUAUUGAGUGCUAGGAAGAGGUGGUCAAAAUUUAUGGAUAUAAAUAGAGAAGGAAGGAGAUCAUCAUCAAACAUGGCAGCCUCUAACGGAUUAUCAAGACGGAGACAGCAGAGAACUACAAGAGAUUCUACUGAGGAUGGACAAAUAGUGGCACAAGAAUCGGCGAGGCUGAGAGAUAGAGGAGGGAGUAAGAGGGAAAGAGAUCGAGAAUUGUUGAGUAGGAAUAAGCGUAGUAGAAGAGGAGGAGGAGGAGGUGGGGGAGAUAGGUCGGUACAAGGAAGUAAUAAGGAAGAAGGAGAAGAGACUACAGAAGAAAGCAUCGGUUACGAAGAUGGUUAUGAAAUUGAAGACGGAGAGGUUUCUCGGUUGCGGCCGCCGCUGGGAGCUGUAAAACAAGUUCCCGGAUCUAGAUUCGCUGCUGACGAAAUGAUUGGUGUCUCUGUACCUAGAAAGGCCCGGUCAGCUUCUGUGAAGAGGUCACAUGAGAGUUGGGUAUCAGGAAAUGGUGGGUUUGGUUGUGAAGACAGGCUAGCUUCGACUUCACCGGCGGCGAGCAGGAGCUUCGAGGCUGCAUCGCCUUCUUCGUCGAUUGUUUCGGUCAUAAAAAAGACGAAAUCAAGUGGACCCAAGACUCCGCUUCCAAAAGUGUCGAAAUCUUCUACAAAUUCAGUUCAGGAAGAUUUUGAGAUUGAGAUCGCAGAAGUUUUGUAUGGUUUAAAGAAGCAACCACACGGGCCUAAGAACGAGGAGAAGGCUGACAAUGGUUCGCGGAAGAUUGAUUCAAUGGAUUCUAAUGGAAUCGUUCAUGAUUCUAAAUCAUCUCCGAAUUCAAACUUUUCUCGGACAUCGAUAUUGAGUCCAAAUAAUCCCUCUGCUUCGGAUACUUUAAUUGGUUUAGCAUCGAAGAAGCAAAAGAUGGAUGCUGAUUCAGUUAUGGUUCAUAAUAGUUUAAUCGCUUCUGCAUUUACAGGUGAAAGGGAGGAUGCAAAAAUGGAAUUUUCUGCAAUGAAAUCGGGGAAACCAUCAUUGUACUCAGAAUCAUGUGAGGUUUCACAUGACAUGGUUGCUUCUAAACUUGCGUCUGGGUUGGAGUCACAGGAGGAAGUAAUGACACAACAGGAUUCAAAACCGGCAAUUGAAGAAUCUGGGGUAUCGACUAAGGAAAAAUCUGUAUUGCCAGAAGAGAAAUCACCUGUGAGCAAAAAAUUGGAUGUUGAUUUCCGUGAUUCUGUUUUGAAAAAAUCGACCUCAACUGUGUCAAAGGUCGACAGCCAGCGAGAGGAGAAGUUCGAGAUCGAUCUGAUGGUUCCUCCUCCCAUGGUGUCUUCUCCAGAAUGGGAUGGCUUUGUUGAUUUGUCUUCGAAUCCUAAGCCCGCAGCCCAAGAUGUGGAAAUGAAAAUGGAAAAUAUGGUUAAGAAUAAAGAAUUGGUGGACAGUCCGGUGAAGAAGGAAGGGGUUCUCUUUGAAGAUAAGGUGACGAAGACAGUUAGAGAAAAGCGUGGAUUAAAACUUGAUUUUGAGAAGCCGGAGCGCAAUGUGCAGCAGAAACUGCAACCUAAAGCUACUGUUCCUAAAGUGGAGACAGCUGCUCAAUCUGGUUCGUUGCCUUUGCCAAUUGCCAUACCUAGCUGGCAAAGCAGCAAUCUCUUGCCUCUGGGAUACACGACUUCCUUUCAGACAGUUGUGCCCAUGGAUGGGACAACCAGGUCAUCCAAGGCAUUACAGCCUCCACAGUUUAUCCCUCAAUCUCGGCCAAAGAGAUGUGCAACCCAUCAUUAUAUCGCUUGCAACAUUCGCUUGCAACAGCAAUUUACACAGAUGAACCAUUUCUGGCCGUCCACAGCUGGCUCUGCUACUCUAUGUGGAGCCAAACCCAAGAGCCUCAAUGCAAUGCCUUCUGCGGAAAACAUGAUAAUCAGACACCCAUCGCAAGGUAGCUUUCCAGUUGUGAAUCUAAAUUCUGCCCAGGACAAAGUGCAGGCGGUGCCAAACUUUCCAGAUUUUACUCGAAAUGAUAGAGGCUCUGAGAGUGCCACCUUGAUAGAUACAGCAGCACAGAAGAAGCAGCUUGUGCUCCAUCAGCCUCCACAGCCAGCCCCAGCUGGUAAUUUAAUGCAUGGCCCUGCUUUCAUCUUCUCCCUCAAUCAGCAUCAAGCGUCCAUAGCAGCAAUGACAAGUCAAACUGGGCCUUCUAAAUCUGCUUCCCCAAUCAACAAUGAAUCAUUGUCUGGCAGUGCUGUAGCUGGAGUAACGACAAACUCUUCAGCAUUGCCUGGGAUGGCUGCAGCUGUGAGCUUUGGUUACCCAAAUUUGGCAGCCAAUGAAGCUCCAUACUUGACAAUUCUACCAAACAAUGGUUAUCCAUAUCCCAUCUCCACUCCUGUUGGAAACCCAACAUUCAGAGGUGGAACCGCUGCUCAAGCAUUGUCUUUCUUUAACGGGUCUUUCUACUCAUCUCAGAUGUUACAUCCAUCCCAGCUUCAGCAGCAACAACCUCAACCUGUAGUCCAACCAGGACAUCAGAAUGCAAGUACUUCAAGUGGCUCAUCAUCAUCUCACAAGCAACCCCAAAGUCAGCAACGGGGGGCACAUGUUAGCACCAAUAACUUUUUGACCUCGACAAUGAUGCAGUCACAGCAGGCGCCAAGGACUAGUAUACCUUCCCAUCACACUCGGAAGCUUGACUCUGGGAUGAGUGGGGGGGAGAGCACCCCAAUAAUUGCUGAUACCCAAGCCUCUCACUCGAAAAAGAGUGUUAAUGGCCCUAAUUUCAUGAUUCCUCUUCAGCCAAACUUUGGUUUAGUGGCUUCUACAAAUGUUGGUGGCGGUGGAAAUCAUGGUGAAAAGCAGCAGCAGCAGCAACAAUUGUCACAGGAAAAGAAUUUAAAGGGUGGAGUAGAGCUUAUCCCCUCUCAAGCAUUUGCAAUGUCAUUCGCCUCUUUCAAUGGAAGCAAGACAGCUUCAAACCUUAAUUUCUCAGCUAUGGCACAAAAUCCUACCAUCUUACAAAGCUUCCCAGACAUGACAUGGCAGGGGUACCAGGUUGUAUCAGCAGCUCAGGCGACACAAAAGAAGAACCACCAGCUGUCUGAAGGGAAGACUGGAGGCAGUUCAACCAAUCCUGACGAUGUAAAAAAAGCUACAAUGGGAAGGCCAUCUACAAGUAUUGGGAAGGCACUUAUUUUCGAUAAUUCAGCUAGAACUCUCGACUUUGUGCCAUCUCCUUUCACUGGGCACUGGCCUUCUCGCUCCAUCACCGGACCUACAAGCAUUCAAAUGGCUGCUAACUCAAGCACAACUUCUCAGCAACAACAGCUAGUUCACCUUCAGAAGCAUCAUAUUUUGCAGCAGCCUUUUGGUGCAGCCGAAAUUAAAGCACCAACAUCCAGCAGCCUGCCUUCGCCCUCCUUUGAUGCCAAGUUUUCAAAUAAUACUCCCAUUUUUUCUCAAACUCAAGCUCAGGCAAGUACUCCACAAAAUCCCCAGUGGAAGAACUCGUCCAGAACCCCUUCCACUCAAUCCCCACUUGCAUCUCUCUCAACAUCCAACACAGUUCAUAAGAAUGCUUCCCAGCAGCAAGGAAGAGCACCACAAGGCCGUAGCCAAAUAUCAUUUGGGCAAAGUUCCAAGUCUGCUUUGCCACCACAAGGGCAACAAAUAUCCUCUAGUAACCAUUCUCCAUCUAGUGGUGGCAACUCAAUAACAACUUCAAAGAAUGCCAACGCUAAUUCAUCUGUUCCUGUUACACAGCCACAGCAGUGUGACAACUCCUCAAGUGGGAAUGCCCAGAAGUCCUCCCCGGUUUGUGGUAGGAAUGUGCCAUCAAUCUUAAGCACAUGCCCCAGCCACCUUUCUGAGCUGAAGUACUAGAGUCGUUUUCGACAGAAGCCCAUCUAUUUGAUGUGUUCGUCAAGGACCGGUUGCUCCAACUGCCAUCCGGGUCUCAAAUCUGGAUGGUGCAAAUGAUGGCUGUGGCCAAUUUAAAGGCGUUCUGCAAUUUGCUCUGCUUCUAUCAUUGCUGCCUCAUUUUACAGUGUAAUCUUGUAUCAUUUCUUUCAUGCUCAAAUCCCAAGCCAUGAGAUCUGGAUAGCAGGACUAGAAAACAGUUGAUUGUCUCCCUGAGGAUUUUGGGGUCUUGCAUUAUACAAGUAGAGGGAGGCUAAUUCUUGGUGGGGAACCGGCAAUUGAAGGCAUCUGCCGGCAUUUCGUGGAUCAAUGAAUUAUUGGUGGCGAGGAAUUCAUUGCAGGUGGGAUUUUUUGACGAAGGUAGAACUGUUCUUAUCAUACGUGGAUGUCUGAGCGCCACUUUGCCUUGAUGAGUUUGGCAAGGAUGUAAGAAGACAGGACUGUGGAAAGGGGAGAUAGGGUUCAUAUUAGGCGUACAGUUUCUGAAGUUAAUUUGGCUGGGACCUGCCAUAUUUGAACAUCAUUCAUCGGCAGACCUAUCAUCUAGUUGCACGUAAGGUGGUUCGCAGUGACAUUUAAGGUUAUUGGUAGUUGAUAGGGUCCAAUUUAAUUUGAUUUAUGUAAUGUGAUGCUGAUGUGUAAAUAUGAUGAGUGGUUAACAUAGAAUUGUAGGCAAUGUCCCUGAGAGUUACAUUCUUUGAUUACUUAAGGCUGAAUAUUUUGAAUGCAUUUAUGC